Leopardus geoffroyi (Geoffroy's cat) is the source of this 3984-nucleotide messenger RNA. It is a transcript of the gene GDNF, whose product is annotated as glial cell derived neurotrophic factor. The coding region runs from base 745 to 1302 and encodes 185 amino acids. The transcript has 3 exons. Gene Ontology annotation, biological process: positive regulation of branching involved in ureteric bud morphogenesis; negative regulation of neuron apoptotic process; peripheral nervous system development. NCBI's taxonomy places the organism in Eukaryota, Metazoa, Chordata, Mammalia, Carnivora, Felidae. Gene Ontology annotation, molecular function: glial cell-derived neurotrophic factor receptor binding; receptor tyrosine kinase binding; growth factor activity. The record is from RefSeq and is a predicted model, not a curated record.
CGCUCUCCCUGCACCCCGGGGAGGAGCGCCUCGCGUCACCCACUCGCACCCCGAGCCCUCUCCUCGGGAGCUCGGGCGCCGCCUCGCUGCUCUCCUUUCGCUCCCUCACAACCGCCUCCCCACCCCUCCCCUCCCGGGGCCCCGCGCCUCCCCUCCCCCACCCGGCCCCCCGGCCCGGGGUUCUCAAGGACCAGCCUGCGCUCCUGGCGCCCUCAUGUCUUCACGGGACUCCCCGCGCCGGUUGACGUGGUGUCUCGUUCGGAUUUCCAGGCCAGACCUCAGCUCCGGCGGCAGCAUCAGCCCGGCCCAUCUCGUGCUACCAAGCGCUGCGCCCCGAGAAGGCGCAGAGCGCUGCCGCCGCCGCUGAGCCGCCCGCCGCGCCCCGGGCCCGCGCAGCCCCGGCCAAGAGCGCGGCGCGCGCAGCCGUGUCACCCCCCCCACCCAAGGCAGCGGCGGCUGCUCGGACCUCGGUUUCUGGGGGUGCAGGGCAUCGGCGGAGGAGCUGUCGGCAUCCCUCGCGCUUCUCGAGGCGGCGGCGGCGGGAGCCUUGGCUGCCGCCUCCAGCGCGCCCUCGCUGCCCCAGGAUUUCGAACUCGUGCCCCUGACCUGUUGGGCGGGGCUCUGCGCUCCUGCCCUUGGCCCGGAUGGGGCUCCUGGCUGGGACUCGGGGCUCCUGGAGUUAAUGUCCAACUGGGGGUCUGCGGAGACCGGAUCCGAGGUGCCGCCGCCGGACGGGACUCUAAGAUGAAGUUAUGGGAUGUCGUGGCUGUCUGCCUGGUGCUGCUCCACACCGCGUCCGCCUUCCCGCUGCCCGCCGCAAAUAUGCCAGAGGAUUAUCCUGAUCAGUUUGACGACGUCAUGGAUUUUAUUCAAGCUACCAUCAGAAGACUGAAAAGGUCACCCGAGAAACAAAUGGCCUUGCCGCCUAGAAGAGAGCGGAAUCGGCAGGCGGCGGCCGCCAACCCGGAGAAUUCCAGAGGGAAAGGUCGGCGAGGCCAGAGGGGCAGAAAUCGGGGUUGUGUCUUAACUGCGAUACAUUUAAACGUCACCGACCUGGGUUUGGGCUACGAAACCAAGGAGGAACUGAUUUUUAGGUACUGCAGCGGCUCCUGUGAUGCAGCUGAGACAAUGUACGACAAAAUAUUAAAAAACUUAUCCAAAAACAGAAGGCUGGUGAGUGACAAAGUCGGGCAGGCAUGCUGCAGACCCAUCGCCUAUGACGACGACCUGUCGUUUUUAGAUGACAACCUGGUUUACCAUAUUCUAAGAAAGCAUUCCGCUAAAAGGUGUGGAUGUAUCUGACUCGGGCUCCAGAGACCGCUGUGUAUUGCAUUCCUGCUACAGUGCAAAGAAAGGGACCAAGGUUCCCAGGAAAUGUUUGCCCAGAACGGAAGAUGAGGACCAAGGAGGCAGAGGAGGAGGAGGAGGAGGAGGAGACAGGAGGAGGAGGAGGAGGAGGAGGAGGAAGGCAGCCAUUGGGGGAGCCUGGUAGAGGGAGAUCCAGCUACAGAGAACUGGAAGGGAGAGAAAACAGCCAUCCAGAUUCUCCUGGCCGGCAGCCGACGUCACCAGAAGCUCAGGGCUGGUGUCCCUGGUUGGGCGUUUCCUUUCAUCUGAUAGAGCCCACCGUCACUGGUCAUGGGCACAGUUGCGGAUGCACUUGAAGCCAAACCAGUGUGUCUCCUGUGGUUUAUUUUCACAUGUCUGGAGACACCCGGGGAAAUGGUAAUCCUGGUGUCAUUCCUUGUCGUGACGUUUUACUGCUGAAAGCAAGAGAGGUUUCUUUUUCUGUCACUCAGCGGAGACAUACCCCAGGAAAGGAGGAAGGCGAAACAACAACAGCAACGACACAAGAGAUAGUUGCCUUUGAAUUUGAAAGUUGAGGCCUGAGGUUUACUACAGCCAGCGUUUUUGUGAACGGUCGGUGAUUGAUUUUGAACAUGGUGUGUGGGGUGGGAAGAAGUUGGCUAGGAACCAAAAAGGCUGUCCUCGUGACUAAAAACAAACCUGAAGGUAUUUCCUUUAUGUCCUUGGAAACAGGAAGCCAGUUGUGGUUUUCGGCAGCAUUCUUGCAGGAGAGCAGAGUGGGGACGGCCCCCAGCUGCACCGGGGCAGGGACACCCACUGGGCCUGUCGGUUUACAGAGAGACAGAUGUUACAUACACCCCAGCUCCGUUUAUGCGUGGUCACCAGUGACCAGAGAAGCUACUCGAUGCAAUGCAUCUGUUUCAGAUACAGAAAUAUAGAGAAGAUAUUUAUUGAGAUUUAAGUUAUUGUUAUUUAUUACCGUUCACUAAUGAGUUUCUCUUUUUUUCUCCCCCUUAUUUAUUAAAGUUUCUUUUCGAAGGUGCCAAAGUAUAUGUGCUCGCAAAAUGCAAAGAAAGGUGACAAAGGAAAUUUUAAAUUGGGAACAAGGGUCCAUGCUUUCCAAAGUAUUAAAAAGUUUUUCGCUAGGCAAAAAUCACUUACUUUACCUUUUUCAGAAAAGCCCUCGUUAAUCUCCCCGAUGUCAGCAUCUUCCCUGCUUUUAUUUUUGAAAAAAAGGCAUGUGUCAGAAGGAGCGCUUCUGACAGGCCCCCCUUCUGGGAGCAGCAUGCACAGACCAUCAGCACUGGCUUUAUUUCCUCACUGCUCCGUCACUGAGCAGAUAUGCCACAUGCUCCCCUUUCUGUUGUAUGUAAGCUCUCACUCCCUUCCGCAUAUAUCUAUCUGUGAUAUGCAUAACCAUAUAUAGGAAAGGUUAAAUUCCUUUUAGGAGGUAUUCCUGGAUUCAGUGUUGACCUAAAAGUAAAACAAAAAUCCUGUCGGGUAACCAGGGUCCCGCCCUGACUCGUGGGGACCCUUCCUCCAUCCUUCCGUCCACCCACCGUCUUCUAGAGAAACGUGCUCACACCCAGUGCGUGCCGGCCUUCCAGAAAUGGGAUCGACCCGGUUGCCCCAAAAGCCCCCUGGCUGUGACCUUGUGGGGCAACAGUUGCUGUCCCUGUCAGAAGAAGGUGGCUCAGAAGGCAGGACGAGGAACACGUGUCUGGCCCAGCCACAUACGCCCACCGAGUCUCGUGCCCACAAAAUGUACUACCUGUGUGCUGAAAGCCUUCGGAGAGGCGGGGGCUGGAUGGGAACCAGCACCUUGCACGAGUCCCAGAGGUGGGUUUGUCUGGCAGCUGACCCACGCACAAUGCACUGGGCCCUAUAUUCGAGUUUGUUGCACGUUUCGCAAAAGGGAUUUUUAUCAAGGAAAUCAUCUAUCACUACCUGCGUGGCUAUUAGCCCCAAAGUAGGACAGAGUUAGCAAUCAAAUGACCUACUGACCUCCCUCAAAUAAUCACGUUAAUUUAAAAAGUAACCAAGAGACGGCAUUUACCAGAUACCCCUUCUCCCAAGCCCCCGAAAACCCAGGUUCUCCCUCAUUCUGUCCCUCUCUGUCCUUUCUGCUCCCCUUGCACGACUUGGAAAUAAAGGGAAAGGACCUCCUAGGGCCUGAGUGGAGACUUUGCUGAAGAGCAGCCUGCUCAAAAAUCGUGACAGACCCGGCCAUCUGGCCAUUCAUGAAGCACGAUUUGACACAGCCCCAGGAUCAUCUGUCUGAUUCAGAGAAUCCUGGCAGAUUGGGUGGCUGGUGUCCCCAGAUGUCAGGCUCAGUUAUCCACACCCCCGGCAACCCUGAUUCCCACGGGGAGCCCCUGCCCACAGGCGCCCUAGGAUAUGGUGGAUGUUGACAACUCGUUCCCAGCAUCACCUACACACCACAAGCAAGUUUUAACUGAAGCAAAUCACUCCAAAUCCACAAAAGGGUAAAGUUUGUGAUUUUUCUAUAUCGUUGCGAUUACCAUCUGAUCCAGUAAGGAGUGCACUUCUUUGGAAGUUCCAACUUCUCUGAUCUGUCCCAAUCGUUUGUGUUAUACAACCAAAGUUCUCUACAGACUUUAUUUUUGUACAAUAUCAUUUUGUAACUUUUUACAAAUAAAAACUCAUUUCUAUCGC